AUGCAGGGAUGGGGCGACGUCAGCUUCCACGGCUCCCCACAGAUCCCCACGCCCAACAUCGACGCACUUGCCAGCACGGGAGUGGUGCUCAACAACUACUACGUGCAGCCGACCUGCUCGCCUUCCAGGGGAGCGCUUCUGAGUGGCCGCUACUGCAUACACAUAGAUUGGUGUUUUCAGGAGAGCCCCCUGCUGCCACGACAACUCGGGGGCCUACCUCUCGACGUCAAGAUCAUGCCCGAAUAUUUCAAGGAGUUGGGCUACGAGCCACAUAUCGUGGGAAAGUGGCACUUGGGAUACUAUAGCUUCAACUACACUCCAACGUACCGUGGCUUCGACAGCUUCCUCGGAAUGCACGUCGGUCCCACAGACUAUUACACUCAUGUGCUGAAGUGGGAUGGACUUCAGGGUCUCGACUUUUGGCACAACACGGAGCCCCUUACGACUGAGAAUGGCACGUAUGCGACUACGCUGUUCACGACAAGAGCCAAAUCCAUUAUCGCCAACAGAGACAAGUCAAAGCCGUUGUUUCUGUACUUGGCGCAUCAAGCCACGCACGGCGGCGUCGGCCCAGAGCCGAUUGAAGCUCCCAGAGAGAACGUGGCCAAGUUUCCCUACAUCGACGAGGACGACAGGAAGGUUUACGCAGGAAUGACCGAUGCCCUGGACCAGUCCGUCGGCAUCAUCCUGGAAGCGCUGGAAGAGGCGUCCAUGCUGCGCGACAUCAUCAUAGUUUUCAGCAGCGACAACGGCGGUGCUCCGACGGGGCCCAUCUCCAACCGAGGCAUGAAUUGGCCCCUGCGCGGAGCCAAGGGCACCCUCUGGGAGGGCGGAAUCCGUGCGGCCGCUUUCCUCUGGACUGCCGAGCUUCUGCAGCGCCGCCGGGUGUCUUACCAGCUGAUGCACAUCACCGACUGGCUUCCCACGCUCUACUCUGCGGCUGGGGGUGACGUGGAGCGCCUGACACCGCUGGACGGCUUCGACAUGUGGCGGGCGCUCACCACGGGAGAGGCUUCGCCGCGGUCGGAGAUCAACAUCGACCGGCAGGCGGGCCAAUCGGCGCUACGCUACAGGAACUGGAAGCUGGUCCUGGGAGACUUCGGCGACAUGGACGAACACUUCGAGAUACCAGGAGGGAGCCGCCCCUACGAUGACCUGGACCCCCUGAUGCGCAAUUCAAGUGCGGCAGCCGUGCUCAGACGCCUGUACGGGAAGGAGGACGUCUUCGAGCACGCCAGCCAGUGGAGGCGAGAAGCGACGAUCACGUGCGCAGACGCCGCCGCCGAUAACUUCGCGGCGGGUGGCAAUCGCUACCUGUUCGACAUCGCGCAAGAUCCGUGCGAGCUGAAAAACUUGGCCGAAGAACAACCGAAACUCUUCUCGAUGCUGUUGGAGAGACUGGAAGUCUACAACAAGACCGUCGUGCCGCCCGUAGACGAGACCAUCGAUCCUCGGGGCAGUCCUGAAUUCCACGACGGCGUCUGGGCACCGUGGGUGAAAUGAGUACGGGUCUCGAAUCGAGGCGCACUUUUGAAGCGAAAGCGAAUCCGACGCUGGCAGCGAAAACAGUAGCGCCCCUUGUUCCCCUCAGCAAUGGUUCCCACGACUAUAGGCUGUCAGUUCGCUCGCGAGCUGUCU
Molecule: messenger RNA, 1638 nt
Organism: Dermacentor albipictus
Lineage: Eukaryota; Metazoa; Arthropoda; Arachnida; Ixodida; Ixodidae
Product: arylsulfatase J-like
Source: RefSeq, a predicted model, not a curated record